Molecule: messenger RNA, 168 nt
Organism: Colletotrichum abscissum
Lineage: Eukaryota; Fungi; Ascomycota; Sordariomycetes; Glomerellales; Glomerellaceae
Exons: 1
Coding region: 1-168 (55 amino acids)
Source: RefSeq, a predicted model, not a curated record
AUGCAGCGGGGGAUAAGACGAGACAAGACUGGGCUGGACUGGGCUUGGUGGGACGCAGGUUGCACGGUACAGAAUCACAGAGCGCGCAAAGAAGGACUCGACAGAUUCAAUGCAGUCCAAUGGAGUGGUAUGUCAGUGACUUGCUUUCUUCACGGGCUGCAAGACUGA